Molecule: messenger RNA, 486 nt
Organism: Pneumocystis murina B123
Lineage: Eukaryota; Fungi; Ascomycota; Pneumocystomycetes; Pneumocystales; Pneumocystaceae
Exons: 4
Coding region: 1-486 (161 amino acids)
Source: RefSeq, a predicted model, not a curated record
AUGUCGCAUUCUAUAAUUAACCGAAAAUAUUUACAAAUUUCUAAAGAUCUAGUAAUUGAAAUGCGAUUGUUCCUAGAUAAUCCAUAUCCUUUAUGUCUUAGCAACUCUCUUUUACGAAAUAUUGUAGAUCUUAUUAAACCUUCAGUUAUACUUAAAUUGCAAAAAGAGCAAUUACAAAAACAAAAAAAAAAUAUGAAAGAUUUAAUUGAAGAUGAUAGGUUUAAAAUUACUUUGUUUUUCGUUCCUUCAAAAAGUUGUAAUUUUUUAUUGAAAAGGGUUAAUGACUUUGUAUUUCUUUUAGAAGAAAAAGACAAAUCUACUAUAGAUCAUUUUACUGAAAAUACAACAACUAUUACAAAUUUUGAUAUAAAAGAAGAUUCUGAGGCAUUUAUUAAACCUAUGUCUAUAAUUACGUACAAAAAGUAUAGUAUAUAUAAAAAAAUUCUUUAUGUAAAAGUUAAUUUUAAAGACUACAAAGAAAAAUGA